Messenger RNA from Papilio polytes (common Mormon), 567 nucleotides. Its product is annotated as serine/threonine-protein phosphatase 6 regulatory ankyrin repeat subunit C-like. The transcript is spliced from 5 exons. NCBI's taxonomy places the organism in Eukaryota, Metazoa, Arthropoda, Insecta, Lepidoptera, Papilionidae. Bases 1 to 567 code for a protein of 188 amino acids. Gene Ontology annotation, molecular function: protein binding. The record is from RefSeq and is a predicted model, not a curated record.
AUGGAGGGCCGGUACCGAGUGCAGCAGAACGACCUGCUCCUCCACGAGGCAGUCAUCAAGAACGAGCCAGCGGCAGUCCGCGAGGCGCUGCGCCGACAACCUGACGUCAAUUGUAGGAAUAAUUACGGGAGAGCGCCUAUCCACUGGGCGGCCAGCAGAGGCAAUGUUGAAAUAAUAAAUCUACUCAUUGACGCCAGAUGUGAUAUUGAAGCUGUAGACAAGUUUGGAAUGCGGCCAUUGUUAAUGGCUGCAUGGCACGGCCACCUGGAGGCGGUGAAGACCCUCGUGCAGGCCGGUGCUUGUCUUGCUGCUACCAAUAAGAAGCACAACGACCUACUUCAGUGCGCAUGCGUGCGGGGUUCGGUAGAUGUCGCUACGUACGCGUUGUCGCUAGGUGCAAGAGUGCAAGGUGCAGAUGCGGCGGGCGACUCCCCUCUCGCACUCGCCGCACGCGCCGGACAUACCUCCGUAGUGGAACUGCUGCUGGAGAACGGAGCUGAAAUUGAUGCGGUUAAUAAGGUAAGUCAAGUAAACGGUACUGCAACAUAUUGGUUAUUUGUAAGCUAA